GGAGAUGGUGGUUGUUCUUCUCCCCGCAUCCGUAUAGGGGGGCUUUUUCAGAAAUAGCGCCGCUGCCGUCAAGCCCACCACAAGGAAGUUGUGCGGACAAGCUGCAUAAACGGGGUGCUGCUAUGUUGUGGGAUGUGAUGGGGAAGACUUUUCGACUCCUUGGGUACACCAUUCAGUAUGGGUGCAUAGCUCAUUGUGCCUUUGAAUAUCUUGGCGGAAUUGUCGUGUGUUCAGGACCUUCAAUGGAACCUACAAUUCAAAAUUCUGAUAUUGUGUUUUCUGAGCAUCUCAGCUGCCAUUUUUAUUCCAUUCAGAAAGGUGAUAUUGUCGUUGCAAAAAACCCAACUGAUCCAAAAUCAAAUAUCUGUAAAAGGGUAAUUGGCUUGGAAGGAGAUAAAGUCUGUACAAGCAGUCCAUCAGAUUUUGUUAAGAUUCACAGUUAUGUACCUAAAGGACAUGUUUGGUUAGAAGGCGAUAAUCUCAGAAAUUCUGCAGACUCCAGGUGUUACGGUCCUGUUCCAUACGGGUUGAUAAAAGGACGUAUUUGCUUUAAGCUGUGGCCUCUGACUGAUUUUGGAUUUCUACGUGCGAGUCCCAAUAGUCACAGGAUUUGUAAGGACUAAAUGAACUAUGC
Messenger RNA from Eublepharis macularius, 634 nucleotides. It is a transcript of the gene IMMP1L, whose product is annotated as inner mitochondrial membrane peptidase subunit 1. Gene Ontology annotation, cellular component: mitochondrial inner membrane peptidase complex; membrane. Gene Ontology annotation, molecular function: serine-type endopeptidase activity. The record is from RefSeq and is a predicted model, not a curated record. The coding region runs from base 123 to 623 and encodes 166 amino acids. The transcript is spliced from 6 exons. NCBI's taxonomy places the organism in Eukaryota, Metazoa, Chordata, Lepidosauria, Squamata, Eublepharidae.